This is a messenger RNA of Spinacia oleracea (spinach), 1645 nucleotides long. RefSeq names its product aldehyde dehydrogenase family 3 member F1. Gene Ontology annotation, molecular function: aldehyde dehydrogenase (NAD+) activity. The record is from RefSeq and is a predicted model, not a curated record. Gene Ontology annotation, cellular component: membrane; cytoplasm. Gene Ontology annotation, biological process: aldehyde metabolic process; signal transduction. Bases 122 to 1576 code for a protein of 484 amino acids. The transcript has 10 exons. Lineage: Eukaryota; Viridiplantae; Streptophyta; Magnoliopsida; Caryophyllales; Amaranthaceae.
AAAAAAAUUAAAUAUAGUAGUAGUACUACGUAAUAUUAUAUUAUAUUUAUUUAGAGCUACUACUCGUAUAUAUAAAUCUUCCAAAUUACAAACUAUUAACAGUUCAAAAUACAUAAGCAAAAUGGAUGAGAGGGAGAUGGAAGAACUAAGAAGCUACUUUAAUGGUGGGAAUACAAGAGAAGCAACAUGGAGGAAACAACAAUUGAAAGGUUUACUAAAGUUUUUAGAGGAGAGAGAAGAAGAUAUAUUUCGAGCUCUUAAGCUCGAUCUCGGUAAACACCCGGUUGAAUCAUACAGAGACGAGAUAGGAACACUGAUCAAGGAUGUCAAUGUAGCAUUAGAUAACUUGAGAAAUUGGAUGUCCGGUAAAAAGAUUAAAUUACCUCUAGCUGCAUUUCGCUGUUCAGCAAACAUGGUCCCGGAGCCUCUUGGUGUUGUGCUCAUAAUACCAUCUUGGAAUUUCCCAUUUGGUUUAUCAUUAGAGCCAUUGAUAGGUGCAAUAGCAGCAGGGUGUACAGCAGUGAUAAAACCAUCAGAAUUAUCCCCUGCUUCAUCUGCACUUCUUGCUGAAGCCAUCCCAACUUACAUUGAUUCUGAAGCUGUUAAGAUCAUUCAAGGUGGAGUUGAUGUUUGUGGCCAACUCUUGCAGUAUAAAUGGGACAAGAUCUUAUUCACAGGAAGUAGUCGAGUAGCACGAGUAGUCAUGACUGCUGCUGCGAAGCAUUUGACACCAGUAGUCCUGGAAUUGGGUGGAAAAUGCCCAUGUAUCAUUGAUUCUCUACCAAAAUCUUGGUUAAAAGAGGUUGUCAUUAACCGACUGUUAGGAGGGAAAUUUGGAAUGUGCAGUGGUCAAGUAUGUAUUGGAGUGGAUUACAUCCUUGUAGAAAAACAACUAUGCUCAUCUUUGAUUGAGCAGUUGAAGGAAGGAAUCAAGAGAACUUUUGGGGGAAAUCCAGAAGAAUGUGUUGCAAGAAUAAUCAAUAAAGACCAUUUUAAGCGAUUAACGGGACUUAUUGAUGAAUAUGGAGUUAGACAAUCUAUAGUCUAUGGUGGUUCAUUCGACGAAGAUAAGUUGUUUAUUGAACCAACUAUUUUGGUGGAUCCUCCACUUAAUGCUGAAAUUAUGACCGGGGAAAUAUUCGGGCCAUUGCUCCCAAUAAUUACGUUGAAUAAUAUUGAAGAAAGCAUCAAUUUCAUAAAUUCAAGGCCGAAGCCACUCGCAAUGUAUUGUUUUACGGACAAUAAUAAAUUCAUGCAACGAGUUGAAACUGAGACAUCGUCUGGUUCAUUGUUAUUCAAUGACACAAUUGUUCAGUAUGCGGCCGACACGGCCCCAUUUGGAGGGGUGGGAGAAAGUGGAUUUGGAAGAUACCAUGGCAAGUUUACAUUUGAUACAUUCAGCCAUGAGAAACCUGUGUUGAAGAGAUCAUUAUUCCCAGAUUUUUGGUUUCGUUAUCCUCCGUGGACCAAUAAGAAGCUAGAACUCUUGAGAGCUGCAUUUGCUUUCCAAUAUUUCUAUGUACUUCUAAUUGCUUUGGGUUUAAAGAAGCCUAGGAAACUUCCUACCCAUAUUUAAGCAUUUUAAAUUAAAUAUUGUAUAAGUGUAACGGUAUAAGUAUGAUAUAUUCUAUAUUUUAUUUAAGUC